AUGUCUGACAUCUAUCUUCUUAGUGAAAGCAGUGGCAGUAGGAAAUCGUCGCUUGUAGAAUCCCUAUUUAAGUCAGACGAACCUUCCACCUUCCCACUGAGUCCGAAGCUCCGUCACGAUCAUCUAAUCGGAUUCAGUCACCGGCGGCUCGGCAGCCGAGGAUCCUCAUUCUCUCGAGUACAUUCCUACCUCAGCCAACUGGCCAAUGUUGAAGAGGAAGAAAAAAUCGCCACUGGCUUGCGGGUAAAAACCCUCCGUCGGCGGUUGCGGAUGCCUAAAUACCAAGCACUGCUCUUGCUUGUCGCAGGUGUCUUAGUCUACCAGUGCGUAUUCCGAUCCACGUCACCAAAGACCACUCCCUCGGCCAGCCCAGCCGCCGAAACAACAACACCUCUAGUAGUCCUACCCAUGGUCUCCCUCGAUGAUCCUCACCCGCUUCGGAAAAUCAUUCAGGACGCUCAAGAGUCUUGGAAAACUAUCCAAAAGCGCCAGAGUAAAACUUAUCCAGAGGCCGUGCUCGAGUAUCAACGCAGGUACAAAAUCAAUCCACCCAACGGGUUCGACAAAUGGUUUUCAUUUGCUAAAAGCCAUGGUCAUGUCCUAACUGAUGAGUAUGACUCGAUGAUGGAACAGCUCUCAAGCUUCCGGAAAAUGGACCGAAACGAGCUGCAUUCCCGAACGAAUCUGAUCGGUAAGGCUCAAGGAUUCGGGCUGAUAGUCAUGAAGAAUGGCCGGAUAAAUGCCCAGAUCCCCAACAAUCUAUCGUACUCGACUUACACCAAUAAUGACCAUGAGAACCAUGAAUUCAACCUCCAGGAGGGGAGGAUCUAUACGCGCUGGGCAACCUCCGAUAAACCGGCCCAUAAGGAAAUCAAGCAGACUCAAACGUGGGCGUUCUCUAAGUUGAUCGAGAAGAUCACCCGGCUCGAUCCGACACUCUUUCAAGAUAUGAGUCUGGCUAUCAACGAGCAUUUCGAGCCGCGUGUCAUUAUACCUUGGGAGACGAAAGAAAACUCGGACGAAGAUCUUAGCCAAAGCUGGAACCACAACCGAUUCGAAGAGCACGACAAUGUGUGGACCAGUUUCCGGAAAGCGUGUCCGCCUAGUUCGGAAGCACGGAAGCAGAACGAUGGGCCCAACUUCCCUGAAGAACUGCUCCCUAGUUCUUCUAUCGAAGGAAAGUGGGAGGAUGGCCCUCAACGAGCCGCACUGGAAGAAUCCCUCACCGCCAAUCGCUCUCCCUUGCGAUUUGUGACCGAGUCUCCUGCUCCGAUUAAGGACAUCUACUGUGAUCAGCCUCAACGUCACCUCGAACAAGGCUUGUUCUUCAGCAAUACUAGUAAGAUCGAAGGCUUGUUUCCCGUCUUCUCUCAAUCGACCGCCCAGGGUUUUGGAGACAUCGUCAUACCGAGUUACUUGUACAUUCGAGAUCCGUAUAAAACACGCGAGUACGCCAAUGAGCCAGUGAGCAAGAGAAGCAGAGGGACAAGCUUCAUAGCAGGCGGACAAGCAAGCAAAAUGGACCCUAGUCUAUGGAAGCCAUGGGACGUCAAGUGGGCCCAGAAGAAAGACCAAAUCUAUUGGAGAGGUCUUUUGCGUGAUGGAGGAGAUCGGCCGAGUGGUUUCCAAUCAAACUUUGGUCGACACAGAUUAGUCAAACGAUUUGGAUCAUCGGUCCGUAGUCGCUCAGAGAGCCUAGUCUGGGACUCCAGUCCGACCAAGCAAUCGAUCUUCGGAUCGAAGGAUUCCGGCCUCAAUUCGCUUAUGGGCAUCGGCACUCUCAAUCCGAAGAUGCUCUCCAAGCAAGUGCUGGACAGAUCGUUCGUCAACCAUAAGACCAUGGAUGUCGGAUAUCUCGCCGAAGAUCAUUGCAGAGCUCAUGAGCCUUGUCAAGAACUCUUGAAGGGCAAACUACCGUCUUAA
Puccinia graminis f. sp. tritici CRL 75-36-700-3 is the source of this 1923-nucleotide messenger RNA. RefSeq lists its product as uncharacterized. The record is from RefSeq and is a predicted model, not a curated record. The transcript is spliced from 7 exons. Bases 1 to 1923 code for a protein of 640 amino acids. NCBI's taxonomy places the organism in Eukaryota, Fungi, Basidiomycota, Pucciniomycetes, Pucciniales, Pucciniaceae.